GUUCAACAUGUUCGCUACUAUUGACCUUGUCGAGCCCAUUCCUUUUACGUCUGCAAGCUUUCCAUUUCUCGAAGACGCUGACCUGGCAGUGUUUCAUGACCUGGGCUUGUUCGACUUCAAGAUGGAGCAACACCCUAAGAACAGCACGGCGAACUUGGCCGUGGUGAACGAGCAUGGGCAAACAAUUCCCCUCGGCUCGACUUGGCAAAACGCCCGCCGCAAGCUGUGCAACAUGGACGGCUGUGACCGUGUCGUUCGAUCCCGCGGCUUUUGCAAAAAGCAUGGCGGCGGUAAGCCCUGUGCGAUCCCUGAUUGCGCCAAAGAAGCGCACAAUGGGAACUUUUGCAUUGGACAUGGUGGCGGCAAGUGCUGCAAAUUCGACCAGUGCGCCAACGCGGCUCAGUCUCAAGGCCUAUGUAAAGCCCACGGCGGCGGCGCCCGCUGCAAAUACGCAGGUUGCGACAAGAGCAGCCAAGGGGGCGGGUUCUGCCGAGCCCACGGCGGGGGCAAGCGUUGCUUGGAGGUUGGAUGCACCAAGGGGGCCCAACGGGGGGACCGGUGUGCGAAACACGGGGGGUGCCGCGCGUGUUCAGUGGCUGGUUGCGACCGCACGGACCGAGGCGGGGGGCUGUGCGAAAUCCACCGGCAGGACAUGACCUGCAGCGUCGAAGGCUGCAAACGCCUCGGCAAGACUAUGGGGGUAUGCACUGUGCAUACCCGGCAAGCUCGAGUUAAGGCCAUGUGA
This is a messenger RNA of Aphanomyces astaci, 745 nucleotides long. RefSeq lists its product as hypothetical. Lineage: Eukaryota; Oomycota; Saprolegniomycetes; Saprolegniales; Verrucalvaceae. The transcript has a single exon. The record is from RefSeq and is a predicted model, not a curated record. The coding region runs from base 8 to 745 and encodes 245 amino acids.